Poecilia reticulata (guppy) is the source of this 869-nucleotide messenger RNA. The record is from RefSeq and is a predicted model, not a curated record. NCBI's taxonomy places the organism in Eukaryota, Metazoa, Chordata, Actinopteri, Cyprinodontiformes, Poeciliidae.
UUAAAUACUUCAGAGGUGAACUAAAUAAUUAUGUUAAUUAUUGUGUCCUCACAGGAAGACGAAGGCCAGUACUUCCACACAGAUCCUCAUCCACCUGGUUUGUGCCUUGUUCCUGCUGAAUUUUACCUUCGUCAUCAAUCACUUUGUGGCAAAGCUGAACAGCGAUGUGGGUUGUCAGAUAAUGGCAGCGGUGAUGCAUUACUCCAUGUUGGCCACUUUCAGCUGGUUUGCUGCACAAGGCUUCCACCUCUGUCUGCAGCUGUACAGAGGAGGGAAUAUCGCAAUAAAGCGCUACCUGCUCAAAGUUUCUGUCACCACCUGGAUUCUACCAAGCAUAGCGGUGCUUAUUAUCGGCAUCCUGAAAAAAUAUGGGAAACAGACAAUCUACACUGACAAUCCUGCGAACGACGUGGCAAUGUGCUGGAUUAACGACAAUAACGUCCAUUACAUCGUCAACGUUGGCUACUAUGCGGUGGUCUUCCUCUUCACCUUCACCACAGUCGUCAUCAUGUUAUCCUGGCUCUUUUGUAUGAAGAGAACCAAAGCAGCGAACCAACAGGAAACAGGAAGCGGCAGGAAAGUGGUGAUCAUUCUGGGUCUGUGCUGCCAGCUGGGCRUCACCUGGGGUUUCGCCUUCUUCGCCUACGGUUCCUUUCGGAUGAUAGCCACCUACAUUUUCACAAUCCUCAACUCAUUUCAAGGGUUCUUCCUGUUCAUCUACUACUACAAGACAACCCGAGUCGGACCAAGCAGCGCCAAGGCGAAGGGAAACUCUGGAAGCACCAACACCAGCAUCAGUACUCUUAAAACYGGACUGGAGUGCGUUGUGAACCCGUAUGUGACUUUUGACAAACAAAAAGACACGUAAU